GUGACGUCAGUCGCUGUGUCGGUUGAUCCUGCUCCGCCGCUCCGUCGAGGCUGAGCUGAGAAAUUGCUGCUUUUUUCGGGUAAAGAUGGCCGCGGGUCCCCUCUCUGUAUCUUCCAAUGCGUCCACAAACAACGAUGGAAUUCUCAUUGGUGACAAAGUUUACUCGGAGGUGUACCUCACCAUCGACAACUCUCUCAUACCAGAGGAAAGGCUCUCUCCGACGCCGUCGAUGCUGGACGGCCUCGACCUGAGCACGGAGACCGACCUUCGCAUCCUUGGGUGUGAAUUGAUUCAGUCGGCGGGUAUCCUUCUCCGGCUACCACAGGUGGCAAUGGCGACGGGGCAGGUGCUUUUCCAUCGGUUUUUCUACUCCAAGUCCUUCGUGAAGCACAGCUUUGAGAUUGUUGCGAUGGCUUGUAUCAACUUGGCCUCCAAGAUUGAAGAAGCACCGCGACGAAUACGAGACGUCAUCAAUGUGUUUCAUCAUCUGAGACAGAUGAGAGGCAAAAAGACUCCAAGUUCAUUGAUACUUGAUCAGAACUACAUUAACACCAAAAACCAAGUCAUCAAAGCUGAGCGGCGGGUCCUGAAGGAGCUGGGCUUCUGUGUGCACGUCAAGCAUCCCCACAAGAUUAUCGUCAUGUACCUUCAAGUCCUCGAAUGUGAAAAGAACCAAACACUGGUCCAGACGGCCUGGAACUACAUGAACGACACCCUGAGGACGAAUGUGUUUGUGAGGUUUCAAGCUGAGACUAUCGCCUGUGCCUGCAUUUACCUCGCUGCCCGAGCUCUGCAGAUACCCCUGCCCUCCAGACCUCACUGGUACCUGCUGUUUGGAGCCAGUGAAGAUGAGAUUAAAGACAUCUGCAUCACCACUCUGAGACUGUACACCAGGAAGAAGCCAAACUACGACCACCUUGAGAAGGAGGUCGAGAGGAGGAAGGUGUUUUUAGCAGAGGCUAAGCUGAAGGCUAAAGGCCUGAACCCUGAUGGUACCCCUGCGCUGUCCACACUGGGUGGUUUCUCACCUGCGUCCAAACCCUGCUCCCCAAAUGUGGUCAAGGUGGAGGAGAAGUCCCCUAACCCCCAGACCCUUAAACAAGUUAAAAAGGAGCCAGACAACCGGACUCAGGUCACCAAGAGUCCACACAAUGGGUUGAGAAAGGAGGUGAAGAUUGGGAGGAACAGUCGAAGUGGAAGUCGAUCUCGUUCGAGAACACGUUCGCGGUCUAGAUCCCGUUCCCCUCGCAGACAUUACAACAGCAGACGCAGUUGCUCAGGGACCUACAGUUCACGUUCACGUUCUCGCUCUCACAGUCGCAGCCCAUCACCACGGCGACAUCCACCCUCACCCCUCCUCCCCCACCUCAAAUCUAAGACCAGUCACCACAGCAAUAGCGACUCCAAACCCAGCAACCGCCACAGCAACAGCGGAAGUGGAGGAUCUGGCCACAAGAGGAAGCGCUCACGCUCUCGGUCAAGGUCCCGCACUCCAGUCAAAGUGGACAGGGACCGAGACAGAGAGCGGGAGAGAGACAGAGAUCGCAGCUCGUUUGACCUCUCUACAAAGAAACACAAACACGAGAGAGGAGGUGGUCACAGAGGAGAGAGGAGGGACAGGGAGAGGUCUCGGUCUUACGACAGGGACAGAGAGAGAGAGCGUAGCCACAAGAGCAAACACCACAGCAGCAGUGGGCACUCAGGACAUAGUCGUCACCGGCGCUGAGACACACCCCAACAGACAAGCUCUGGAGCUGAUAGUCGCACAAGUGUUUUCAAUAUCAUCCAAGGAAAAUCCAACCUGGCAUGUUCUCUUAAUGUUGUUGAAUACAGUUCACUGUAAAAAAAACACUGGUGGUGAUCAGUGGUGAUUCCUUUUCAUUUAAUGAUAUCCAUGACAGCUGGAGUCAUUAGUAGACACAUUUUCAAGUUUUUAAUAUGUAAUAAAACUGUCUACAACUAGUAUCAAACCAAAUAUCUGCUGCCUGCACACCUGUCAGAUUGAAAUAUUGUGGGAGUUUGUGAAAACUAAUGUGCAAAAGAUGUAGGUAAAUUUGGUGCACUGCAGCUGUGAGAGUGAACAUGCCAGCUUGGAUUUCAUUUAGAGUAUAUUGUCAGCCAUAUAACAACAUAGUUGGGUUUCUCAAAUGCAUCCUUCUGAUUAUCAAAACUAUUUAAUAUACAGGAUUGUUAAUUUACUUUAACCUUAAAUUUUGUUUAUCCUAAUAACAAAACAUUAACAGUCAUGUCUGACACUAUUAGGGGAAAAAAAGGUAAUAAAGGCUUUACAUUGGAAGUAUAAAAAAAGUUGAAAUUUCCUGAAUCCUGCGCAUUGUGUAGCUUCUGCAUGCACAGUUAUCUUGGUGAUAAAGAAUUCAUUACUUUGUCUCCUCUGUAUCGGCACACAUGUAGCUGAUAUUUGGCAGAGGAUGAAGCUGUGCAUCUGAGAAACCCCGACUGACCAUAAUGACACUCAUGCUGCAACUUAGUGUUGAGCCUUUCUUCACCCACAUCAUCACAUGUAAUCAGUGGUUGAGGACGGCUCCAUUAACUUCUGCAGUGUGACAUCAGUCCCAGACCUGUCAUCUCCUCCUCCACUUGUAGGAUUUUCUAUUUUAAUUUUUUUUUUUUUUCCUCAACGCCCCGCCCUACACACCCACCAUCCUUUUUGCCUACCCUUAUGUUCUUGAUUUUACAUGUAAAGUUAUGGACUUUUUGGGGGGAAAGAAAAUUAUUUACAGUGUAAAGAUGGAUUGAUACACACUGACACAAUGUGAACGCUUUGAUUUAUAAAAGCGAACAGCUCAGUGGAAGGAUUGAAUGAAUAAAUGUAAAAUAAAAACGAUAAUUCAGGAACGAUCAUUAUGUUUGCACAUCAAGGGACUGGCAGGCGAGUGGUUUUUAUUUCUUUCUUUUUUUUUCUUUCGACAUGUUUGUUGCUUAAGCUGUGUUUUGUACAGUUUCAACAGAGCAAAUUGGUUAUAGACUUUUGUUUUUCCUUUUUUUACAUCAGGGGAUGCAAACUUGAUUUCCAAAUAUUUUAGGGUUGUCAAUUUGUUACACUGGUUUUUAGUCUGCACGUGUUCAUGUCCAAUUUUUAUUCAAUAAUAAAUGAGUUAUGCCGCUGAA
Molecule: messenger RNA, 3129 nt
Organism: Scomber japonicus (chub mackerel)
Lineage: Eukaryota; Metazoa; Chordata; Actinopteri; Scombriformes; Scombridae
Gene: ccnl1a
Product: cyclin L1a
Exons: 10
Coding region: 86-1726 (546 amino acids)
Biological process (GO): regulation of transcription by RNA polymerase II
Cellular component (GO): nucleus
Molecular function (GO): cyclin-dependent protein serine/threonine kinase regulator activity
Source: RefSeq, a predicted model, not a curated record